UGGAAAGGUAAACACAUGACACAGCCUACUGGAUGCAAGUGUAAGUUAAGCAAUGGCAGAAUUUGCAACCGAGAGUUAUAUGGAAAGGUGUACGUUUUUAAUUCAAUGUUGCUGAUUUGCAGCCCUAUCAGUGAGAGCCGGAGAGUGCUGCAGGAGUCCUGCGAGUUUUUCCUGAAGCACAACAACAGAGUGCAGCACAAGAAGAAGCAGUACAAGCCCAGCUCCCACAAGCUGAAAGUCAUCUCCAAGUCCAUGGGCACCAGCACGGGGGCCAAGCCCAACCACGGGACCUCCACUGUCGCCCUCGCCAAUCACGACGCCCUGGCGCAGAGCACCCUCUCCGAGACCCCCGGCCGGGCUCAGGCGGUCACGAAGGCCGGGGGCCGGGAGCUGACCCCCAGGAGUGACUGGGUGGAGAGCCAGCAAGCAUCCAGCAGCGUCAGGGGCCCGACUCCUCUUCUGGUGCACACUGUGGCCGAAGAAACCCAGGAAAAAGACCGUGGCCGUUCAGGCACUUGA
This is a messenger RNA of Lepisosteus oculatus (spotted gar), 519 nucleotides long. NCBI's taxonomy places the organism in Eukaryota, Metazoa, Chordata, Actinopteri, Semionotiformes, Lepisosteidae. The record is from RefSeq and is a predicted model, not a curated record.